AUGGCUCGUAGAAGCGCCAUCCAACAAGAGCGCGAUCGAGUCCAGCUCGAGAUCGAAAACACGGAAGAUGCACUGGACAAACUGGUCUCCUUCAACUAUUCACUCAUGCAGGAGAUGGAGAUGGAUUCUCAAUCCGACUAUUCAACCGACGCGACUGGCACGGACACCGACGCGGUCCUACAGCCUCUUCCACACUGUCGGAACAUCUGUGAUCCGUCUUUCCCGCUUGUCCUCUAACUCACAAUAUAACAAACGGACCAUCCAGCAUCUCAUCGAUUUGUCAUGUGCCCUCCUCUCCCCCCUCUCCGGUAUCAUCGGCUCCCGAAUCAUACGCUGCGUCGUCCGAGUCCGAUGGAGACGCCGAAUAUCUUGACGCGUUGAAGGAGCUCCGCAAUGAUCAGUUUCACUCCAACUACAACUCGGCACUGGCAGCGGAAGCACAUCUCGAGGCUUUACACUGUGAAGCAGCAGAUCUCGCUCGCCAACGCUACCUCAAUCGGGCACAUAAAUACACCCCUAGACCACCCGGCCACGGAUUGGACAGGUGCCUCGACGAGGAUCGCCAACUGAACGACGAGGAUUUUGCGACGGAGCUUCGCAUGAGCAGACAAGCAUUUAACGAGCUGUACGAAGCCGUGAGUCUCAAUUUAAUUAUGUAA
This is a messenger RNA of Microbotryum saponariae, 659 nucleotides long. The record is from the annotation of a GenBank genome assembly. Lineage: Eukaryota; Fungi; Basidiomycota; Microbotryomycetes; Microbotryales; Microbotryaceae.